Messenger RNA from Chinchilla lanigera (long-tailed chinchilla), 576 nucleotides. RefSeq names its product IQ motif containing F2 (gene Iqcf2). Lineage: Eukaryota; Metazoa; Chordata; Mammalia; Rodentia; Chinchillidae. Gene Ontology annotation, molecular function: calmodulin binding. Bases 59 to 547 code for a protein of 162 amino acids. The record is from RefSeq and is a predicted model, not a curated record. The transcript has 3 exons.
GUCAGGCCAGACCUUGGGAAACAGAAAUCAGAGCUAAUGAACCAUCUAGAGACAGGCCAUGGGAGUUAGAUUUUGUACCGAAGGCAACCUAGUGUUAAUUAUAAUUGAGGAUGAUGAAGAAGUAGUUACAUGGAAAAAGGGGAAGAAGAAACCAACGCAACCACAGGAGAACUUAAGAAAGAAAGUGAAGGCAGCCAUCCUGAUCCAGGCCUGGUGGCGGGGCACCCUGGUACGCCGCACUCUGCUGCACGCAGCCCUCAGGGCCUGGAUUAUUCAGUGCUGGUGGCGACAGACCCUCGCGCAGAUGCUGGAGAAGAGGCGGCGGGCAAUGCUGAUGGCCUAUGCAGUCAGAGAGAGGGCGCUGGUCAAGCUCCAGUCUCUGGUUCGUAUGUGGCGUAUCCACUGGCGAUACUGCCAGGUGCUUAACGCCAUCUAUGUCAUCCAGUGCCACUGGCAAUGCCACAACUGCCAGACCUGUGCCUACCUCCGGGGCCACUGUGUGGUCACUGCCACUCACCUGCAGUUCCACAUUGAGAUCAUCAACUAAGAAAGGGCCCCAGUAAAGGUCUAACCUGG